Messenger RNA from Caenorhabditis briggsae, 2973 nucleotides. RefSeq names its product Protein CBR-EFTU-2 (gene Cbr-eftu-2). Gene Ontology annotation, molecular function: translation elongation factor activity; GTP binding; GTPase activity. Gene Ontology annotation, biological process: mRNA splicing, via spliceosome. Gene Ontology annotation, cellular component: U2-type catalytic step 2 spliceosome; U4/U6 x U5 tri-snRNP complex; cytosol. The transcript has 4 exons. The record is from RefSeq and is a predicted model, not a curated record. Lineage: Eukaryota; Metazoa; Nematoda; Chromadorea; Rhabditida; Rhabditidae. The coding region runs from base 1 to 2973 and encodes 990 amino acids.
AUGGAUUCUGAUCUUUACGACGAGUUCGGUAACUACAUCGGUCCCGAGUUGGACUCGGACGACGAUGUAGGGGAUAUGGACGACAAUGUUGAAGACGACGAUCGCAGCGAUGCUGAUGAAAACGAAGAACCGGAUCGAAUGGAGGAGGAUGAGGCGGAAGAGAUUCCACAGAACCAAGUGGUGCUCCACGAAGACAAGAAGUACUACGCUUCGGCGCUGGAAGUGUACGGAGAAAAUGUCGAGACGUUGGUGCAGGAAGAGGAUGCCCAACCUCUGACUGAACCGAUUGUCAAGCCAGUCUCAAAAAAGAAGUUCCAAGCUGCGGAACACAGACUCCCAGAGACCGUCUACAAAAAGGAGUAUCUCGCAGACUUGAUGGAUUGCCCUCAUAUCAUGAGAAACGUCGCCAUUGCUGGCCAUUUGCAUCACGGAAAGACGACGUUCUUGGAUUGCCUAAUGGAGCAGACACAUCCAGAAUUCUACAGAGCCGAAGACGCAGACACUCGUUUCACCGACACUCUUUUCAUCGAACAGCAAAGAGGAUGCUCGAUCAAGUCGCAACCGGUAAGCAUUGUAGCUCAGGAUAGUCGCAGCAAAAGCUAUUUGCUAAACGUUAUUGACACUCCGGGACACGUCAACUUUUCUGAUGAAAUGACUGCUGCGUACCGCUUGUCAGAUGGAGUCGUCAUUCUGGUUGACGCUCAUGAAGGAGUCAUGAUGAACACGGAAAGAGCGAUUCGUCAUGCUAUCCAAGAACGACUAUCAGUGACGCUCUGUAUCUCGAAGAUCGAUCGUCUUCUGUUGGAAUUGAAGCUGCCACCUGCAGAUGCCUACUUCAAACUUCGACUCAUCAUCGACCAAGUGAACAAUAUUCUCAGCACGUUUGCUGAGGAAGACGUUCCAGUACUCUCGCCUCUGAACGGUAACGUCAUCUUUGCUUCCGGUCGUUACAACGUGUGCUUCUCACUCCUCUCUUUCGCAAACAUCUACGCCAAGCAGCAUGGUAAGAAUCAGCAACUAAUUUUUGAUUUUCAAUUAUUUUUUACAGGUGAUUCAUUCAAUUCAAAGGAGUUUGCUCGUCGCCUCUGGGGAGAUAUCUAUCUGGAUAAGAAGACUCGAAAGUUCGUGAAGAAAGCUCCAUCGCAUGAAGCGCCGCGAACAUUCGUGCAGUACAUACUGGAGCCGAUGUACAAAAUCUUUUCGCAAGUUGUCGGAGAUGUCGACACAUGUCUGCCGGAUGUCAUGGCUGAGCUGGGGAUUCGUUUGUCCAAAGAGGAGCAAAAGAUGAACGUCCGCCCGUUGAUCGCUCUUAUUUGCAAGAGAUUCUUCGGAGAUUUCAGCGCAUUCGUCGAUUUGGUUGUUCAGAACAUCAAGUCGCCACUGGAUAAUGCGAAAACCAAGGUCGAACAAACGUACUUGGGUCCAGCUGAUUCUCAAUUAGCUAUCGAAAUGCACAAAUGUAAUGCCGAAGGACCAUUGAUGGUGCACACCACGAAGAACUACCCAGUUGCCGAUGCCACUCAGUUCAGAGUGUUCGGAAGAGUUAUGAGUGGAACAUUAGAAGCCAACUCAGACGUUCGUGUUCUUGGAGAAAACUACAGUAUCCAAGAUGAAGAGGAUUGUCGGCGAAUGACAGUGGGACGUCUGUUUGUACACGUCGCCAGAUACCAAAUCGAAGUCUCGCGGGUUCCAGCUGGUUGUUGGGUUUUGAUCGAAGGAAUCGAUCAACCAAUCGUGAAAACCGCUACGAUCGCUGAACUUGAGUACGAAGACGACGUUUACAUUUUCCGGCCACUGAAAUUCAACACUCGCAGUUGUGUCAAGCUGGCUGUUGAACCGAUCAAUCCAUCAGAACUGCCGAAGAUGUUGGAUGGAUUGAGAAAAGUGAACAAGUCCUAUCCAUUGCUGACAACACGAGUCGAAGAAUCCGGAGAGCAUGUUCUACUCGGAACUGGAGAGUUGUACAUGGAUUGUGUUAUGCACGAUAUGAGAAAAGUCUUCUCAGAAAUUGAUAUCAAGGUCGCAGAUCCUGUGGUCACAUUCAAUGAAACAGUUAUCGAAACAAGUACACUGAAGUGCUUCGCAGAGACACCAAACAAGAAGAACAAGAUCACAAUGAUGGCCGAGCCAUUAGAAAAACAAUUGGACGAAGACAUCGAGAAUGAGGUUGUCCAAAUCGGCUGGAACCGACGGCGUCUAGGAGAAUUCUUCCAAACCAAAUACAAUUGGGAUUUGCUCGCGGCUCGUUCCAUCUGGGCGUUCGGACCUGACACGACAGGUCCCAACAUUCUUCUCGACGACACAUUGCCAUCAGAAGUCGACAAACAUCUUCUAUCGACUGUCAGAGAGUCAUUGGUUCAAGGAUUCCAAUGGGCCACCAGAGAAGGUCCCCUCUGUGAAGAACCAAUCCGUCAAGUGAAGUUUAAACUUCUGGAUGCCACGAUCGCAUCUGAGCCAUUGUACCGUGGAGGAGGUCAAAUGAUUCCAACUGCCCGUCGUUGCGCAUACUCAGCAUUCUUGAUGGCUACACCUAGGUUAAUGGAGCCAUACUAUUCCGUCGAAGUUGUCGCUCCGGCAGAUUGCGUUGCCGCCGUCUACACAGUGCUCGCUAAACGACGUGGUCACGUCACCACAGAUGCUCCAAUGCCAGGAUCACCGAUGUACACGAUCAGUGUAAGCUUACAUUCCAGUCAUGGACUCGUUCGGAUUCGAGACCGACUACGUAUUCACACCCAAGGACAAGCAUUCUGCAUGUCAGCAUUCCAUCACUGGCAACUUGUUCCAGGAGACCCGCUUGACAAGUCAAUCAUCAUUAAGACAUUGGAUGUGCAGCCGACUCCCCAUCUCGCCAGAGAAUUCAUGAUCAAAACCAGAAGACGUAAGGGACUUUCCGAGGACGUUUCUGUCAACAAGUUCUUCGACGACCCGAUGCUCCUCGAGCUGGCCAAGCAACAAGAUUAUGCCGGAUUCUAA